This is a messenger RNA of Hyaloperonospora brassicae, 6441 nucleotides long. The record is from the annotation of a GenBank genome assembly. Lineage: Eukaryota; Oomycota; Peronosporomycetes; Peronosporales; Peronosporaceae.
AUGGCGGAGAAAUGCCUUCGCAACGCCAGCUGCACGUGCAGUUUAUGUACGGGAUUCGACGUGGCGUCGCUCCGGAGCAUCUCCAAGUCCAUUGCGUCGACGAUUCAGUACGGAGGCGAAGACGACGUCGAGGGCCAAGCGACCGCAGGCGAUACGACGCGCGUGGCGAACCCUCCGACCCGUCCCAAAGCCGCUCCUGUUGCCAGUCCCGUAUCGACCACUCAUAGUGACGUAAGUACACGCGCCAGUAGCGACGCGCCAGACGUUGUGAUGGUGGACGUUGCAGCCGAAACGGCCGUCGAGCACACGUCGCCCCUCGCACGGACGACAGACGACGACGUGCGCAUGGACGCGCCUGGGGCUUCGAUGCCGCUGGCGACGGCUGCGGCAGACGGUUCAGGACACAGCGCUUCGAUGUCGCUGGAGGAGGUGCUGCCGAAGCUGACGGACAAGCUAUGGAAAGUGCGGAAAGAAGCGUUUGAAGCGUUGAAAGAGCUGUUUGAGCAGCCGGCGGUUGCGGCGAAUCAGGUGCGAGCGGCGGUUGAGCUGUUCCCGAAAAUGUGUGAAGAUGCCAAUGCGAGCGCGUUGGAGGCGGCUUUUGCCGCUGUGCUCGCGUACACUGUGCACGUCGAGCCGUUUGACAAGGACAUUGUGCCUGCUGUGAUGACCCGUGUGACUGAUAAGGGCUUUUCAGCUCGACCGGGGAUUGUCAAGAUCUGUGAAGAGCUGACCGACGCUUUUGUGGCUGCUGGAGCCGUAGAAGCAACGACAGCGGCUCUUUUGGAAGGAGUGAACAAUCGCAAGCCCAAAGUACCACCCGCUUGUCUGUCGUGUCUUCUCGAGGCAUUACAAGCGUACGGACCUCGUGUGUUGCCGCUGCAAACGAUCAAAGCAGCACUGCCCAAGCUGAUGGAAGGACCUGUCAAGGCACGUCCGAUCGCUAUGAAUAUCAUGGUAGAAGUCUAUCGAUGGACAGGUCCGGCAUUGGUUCAGGAUAUCGUGGCUAAUCUCCGGCCUGCCCAGAAGACUGAGUUCGAGGGACAUGUCAAGGAUGUUGUUCCCGGUCAAGCGGCACCCACAAAGUUUGUCAAAGGCUCCACACCGGCGAAAGCUACUGCUAACGCUAGUGGAAGAAGUUCCAGUGGCGCAGCAGAAGUGAACGCAGAUACACCUGCAGCAUUUGAUCCUCGUGAUUUUGCCGAAACAGUGGACCUACUUGCUAAGCUACCUAAGACUGAGUUUAAGACAAAAUUAGCGUUACCAAAGUGGAGUGAAAAGGUGGAGGCACUAAAGAUUGUCCUGGAAGUGAUUGGUCCCAUACCAAAGCUCGCUGACGGCGACUUUUAUGAGCUCGUGACAACCUUGAAAGCGCUGGCAAACGAUUCGAAUGUGAACAUUGUGGCUAAGUCGAUCGAAGUUUUUGGUGCACUCGCAGACGGCUUACGCAAAAGCUUUACGCAAUACGCUCGAAUGGUGUUUCCUGAGCUGUUGCGGAAACUAUCAGAUAAGAAGUCGGUGAUUUUGAACGCAGCGAACACGACAUUGGAUUUGUUUCUGCAGCAUGCGAUGACACUUGAUAUGAUGCUAGACGAUUUGAAACUAGCUUGCGAUGCUUCAAAGAAUAAAUCUCCGCCCGCACGUGUACAAACCAUGGCUUUUGUGGCCCGCGCCGUGACAAACCGUAAUAUCGAUUUGAAUGACAAGGCACAAAUAGUGUCUUUGGGUACGAUGUUUCUGAAAGGCGUCGAAGACAGCGAUCCUAAAGCGCGCGAGGCAGGCCAAACUUCAUUCAUUGUGCUUUUGCAGGCAUCUGAUCAGGCACAUAAGUGGUUGCAAAGUAUUGUAGAUGAAAUAGUGCGGAAGCAUCCUCGAGCUUACAAGGCGAUCCAGCGAGGCUUGGGUGGUGAAGCAGCGUCCACGUCUUCUUCUCGUCCGGACAGUACGAAAUCGUUGCGCCCUAGUAGUGCUUCACCGUCUCGUCCCAGCAGUGCAAGCAGUGCUGCUAACCGUUCUAGUUUAGGUGACUCCAAGACAUCGGAAGAUGCGGAUGCAGGCGUGGCUGGCGCAGCUACAGCUGAUCCCCGUAGUCCGGCUCCAAAAAAGCGUGGACUGCGUGCGCCACUCGGAAUGAGAGCUGCUUCAGCUGGUGGUGCAACUGCAAAAACUGCCCCUCCAAAGAAAUCUAUUGCGACGGGUUCAAGUGUAGGGGCAUCUGCAGACAAGGGUGUCGGCACUGACUUCACGCCAAUGGCGAUCUCUAUAUCCGUCGAAGAAGCCGAAGACAUCAUUGCGGAGCUUCAGUUGGAGACCUGGAUUGCUAUCAAGGAAGGGUUUGCGAGUUCAAAAUGGAUGGAGCGCAAAGGAGCGAUUGACAAACUCGAGGAAUACGCCGGGGCGCACUCUUCAAUGAUGAGUGUGCGUGUGAUUGAGGCGUUUACGAUGUAUUUGGCAAAACAAGUGAAGGAAUUUAAGGAUAGCAAUAUCAACGUGCUGAAGAGUUCAUUUGAGGCAGUAGGGACGUUUGCGAAGACGGCUGCCGGCAAGUUUCCUCGCGGAGUUGUUUGUCUUGUUACUCCUCGUGCUUGUGAUAAGAUUGGCGAUCGAAAAGCGAGUGAGGCUGUUCGCAGUAUGAUUUUGCAGUUUUGUGAAGUGACUAGCCCGUCAUACACGUUGGGGUGUGUUAUUGACCAUAUGCCGAAGGUUCGAUUACCACUAGCACAUAUCGAGGCUCUUUCAGUUUUGUCGGACUGCGUUAACGACUUUGGUAUCUCUCUGUGCAACCCUCGUACACUAAUCGGGUAUGCAAAAGGUCCACAGGGGCUAGAGUCAUCAAACCCCAAGGUCCGCAGUGCCGCUAUUGGGCUUCUCAGUGUUAUGUAUUCGCAACUGGGACCGCCACUGCUUUCAAUCCUUAACCUGGACACAUGGAAACCGGCAUUGGCAGAGACCGUGAAAAAUGAAUUCAAAAAGACAGGUUAUGAUUCAGCGAAAGCCUUGGCAAGUGUGAAGCGUCAUGUUAAAGACCACGACGAAUCCAUGUCGACUGCAGCGGACUCCGGCGCACUAUUUGGUCGCGUUGAUGUCAGCAGUCACUUCACAAAAGAGCUGUUUGAGUCUAUGAAGAACGAGUCCGACAAGGGUGCAUGGAAGAAACGUGGGGAGGCUAUGGACACCGUCCAAGCGAUUUGUGAGGGUGCUGGUUGCGCAAUUGAGUUCACUCGGUCUGUGCAAGAAGUGCUUCGUAGUCUGAGAGCUCGUCUGAACGACUCGAACGCGAACAUGAAGGUGAAAGCCGCAAACGUUAUUGCAGUCGUUGCGGCAAGUGUUGGAUCUGAUAUUGCGAAGAUGUCAAAGAUACUUGGUGCAAGCUUGAUUGCGGGGGUUGCUGACAACAAAAAGACGAUGCAAUCUGCUGCGAUUCAAGCCCUACACAAAUGGGUAUGCCACAACGGCAAGACUUCUUCUUCCUGUAUGGAAAGUCUUCUUCCAUCUCUGUCAGAGGGUCUUUUGAACACCGUUGGACGAGCAGAAUUGCUGAAGUGGGCAGUAGAGCAUCUUAGCAAAUGCGCGAAACUCGAUUUACAUUGUUUAGUUGUUCCAACUGUUCAGUGUUUGAUGGACAAGUCUUCCGACGCGCGCGAGAAGGCUCAAUUGCUGCUCGUUGAAGUGAUGAAGUCUGUGGGCAAAGAAACCGUGCUUACAACUGGAUGUCGUGACAUCCAGCCUGCCGCCAUGCGAGCUUUGAAACCUUUGCUUGCAAAAGUGUGUGAAUUAGCAGAAGCGAGUGGUGACGCAAACGCAUCUCAUCGAUCAGGUUUGCUCUCAGGACCUUGCACAACGCCUACGCAAGCUCCCGUAUCUUUGGUUGCUGCUGGUCAGGAAACAAAUGGCCCAGAGAAUGUGCACGGUGGAACUCGUAGAAGGGCGAGCACAUCAACUGGAUGUGUUACCCCUGUGAAGUCACGCAUCGCUCGUCCUGGUACAUCGAAAAUUAUCACAACGUCGUCGUCGGCUACUUGUGAGAACGCUGAUACGGAUGCUGCACCAUUACUAAGGAUGAGCACAACCAAGAAUGCGAGGAUAAGUAAGGGGCUUUACAAUCAUUGGGUCUUUGAGACCACUUCGAUAAGUGAGAUGAAUGCGCGCAAAAGUGAAAUCAACGCCGAGUGGAAGCCUUUUCUGUCGCCGGACUUCCAUGCGAAGCUCUUUGCUCCGUCAUUGGAAAAAGGAAUGCUCAGUGCUAUGGAUGGGAUAUCGUCUUGCAUUGUGCACCAAGCUGCUGAGGUGAUCGCGUCACUUGACCUCAUCUUGAAGUGGUGCACCCUUCGCAUUGUAGACAAUAAUGUCCAGGCCCUGGCUAAGCUGUUGGAGGUCUUGAUCAAGUUGUUUGGUAUGCUAAAAGACAGAGGGUAUCAGCUGGACGACGUUGAAGCUGCAAUAUUCCUUCCAUAUUUGCUGCAAGAGAGUGGACAGUCAAAGCCGCGUUUUCGCGUCCGCUUCCGCGAUGUAAUGAAGCUGGUUGUCGAUGUGUAUAGCCCUGAAAAGUAUGUCUCCUUUCUGGUGGAAUGCAUCAAUAGCUCCAAGAAUAUGAAGAGCCGCUGUGAGUGCGUUGAUCUAGUGGAGUACAUCGUGAGUGUGCAUGGGUACCAAGUUGUCGGCCGCAAAUGCAUCAGAGACGUGGGUAAGUACGUCGUGGCUCACGAGAAGGAACUUCGUGAGAGUGCCAUUAACGCGCUCGUAUCCGUCUACGUGCGGACCGAUAAAGAGAAUCCGGACAAGUUCUUUCGAUACGCUGGUAUUACGACGCAACAAGGCAUCGAUUUACUAAGAGCGCGUUUGAGACACUUGCCAGCGAGUUGUAUACCACCUGAAGCUGAAGCAGCUCCUGCAGCGAAAUCGACGUCAGAACAAGAGGGACAACGACCUCAGCUUGCUCAACGGAAAGGGUUUGGCUUUGGCUUUGGGCGUGCAUCGAAUGCCGCGGCUGCUGCACCGGCGCCUAGUUGUGGCGAUAGCGUACAGGUGUCACCUGCUGCGCUCUCUUCCAUAUCCGAAGUGAAGCACUUCUCCGAUGAUACUGGCGAUGGCGAUGUCGAAAUGACCGUGUCGAACGCGGAGAUUGCAGAAGAAACUUCACCUGGUGCGGCGAUUGAGGAGUUAUUGUUACGUCCGAUCGAGAUGCUGAUCGAUUCAUCGAAGGAAAUUGUUCCCGCUGGCACACCAGCGUAUAAGGAAGGUGGGAACGCACUGAAGGGUCUGUAUGCAAUUAUUAACCGUCCUUCGGAUCCGUCGGAGGUUGAGUUCUUGCACUCGUACGUGAACGAGAUUGUUUUGGCUCUGUGUGACUGUAUACAUGGAUCGUUCUACGCUGGCAACGCAGAAAAGAGGCCCGAGAUGUACAUUCUGGCAAUAAGCAUCACGACACUGACGAUCGUUUUUAACAGUGAGGCUGUCACAAGUAUGCAGCGUUACACAGUGGAACGUGUACUGUUGGAACUGUGCUCGAAAAUAAUGGACCCACGUUUGGAGAAGUUUUCCCAGAAUGCAAACUUGCCAGUAAGUGAACUAAGGCUGACCCCGGAAGAAAAUCGCUACCUGAUGGUGUACAAGGCGCUGUAUAAGGCGAUGCGCAAGCUGACUGAAAGGGCCAAGCCUGGCGAUGUGUACCCGUCGGUGAUUAAUCUUCUGCAGCGGCUUAUGCACAACGAUGUCGGUGAGUACAACAAGAACGACACUUUGAAGCAUUUGCUGAAGGAAGAUUCGCUGGAUCAACUCGUCGGGCGUAUCCUGCUGAAGCUAUCAAACAUUCAAGCAAACGCACUGGCUCCGUUCGAGGGUAUCGACAUCUUUGGCAUUCUCAUGCAAAUGCACGGUUUCUUCUCGACUCUUCCUCGAGCCGGAGUGAUGAUGGUGGAUAUCGCAAAUGACAAUAUGCAGUCGGCAUUGAAAAUUAUCGCUGAAAGCUUGACGAAGACACGACCGGGCGCUUUUGAGGCAUCUAUGAAAGACAUACCGUCCACGUCUCUUGUGCAUCAGAUUUUACAAGAAAUGGGAUACAGUCAAGAGCGACAACAAUUUGCUGCCGAGCCGUCUGGAUUGCAUUCUGAAGAACGCGAUAACUGUCACGCAUCAGCUGCACCCCAUGCCAUGAAGGACUUUGAUGGCGCCACCGCCAGUGGUGAUCCGGCUACAACGGAGGCAGUCAGACGUUCAAUUUCGGUAGGAAACACUGGUCUUGCGCCACGAGUACCGCGGACGGCAUUCGCGGCGCCACCACGGGUUGGGAGUAUUCCCGUAGCGACCCGCGGGCGCAGUUUUACGUCAUUCCAUGACUUCGCUGCCACUCGUGGCGCAGCAGGCAGUGCGGCUCGUCCGUCGACAACUAGUGAACAGCUCGAGAACCUGCGGGAGCGACUGCAGAUGUCCCGUCAUUUCAGCUGA